Molecule: messenger RNA, 1998 nt
Organism: Aspergillus alliaceus
Lineage: Eukaryota; Fungi; Ascomycota; Eurotiomycetes; Eurotiales; Aspergillaceae
Product: Zn(II)2Cys6 transcription factor
Exons: 5
Coding region: 1-1998 (665 amino acids)
Biological process (GO): regulation of DNA-templated transcription; DNA-templated transcription
Molecular function (GO): DNA binding; DNA-binding transcription factor activity, RNA polymerase II-specific; zinc ion binding
Source: RefSeq, a predicted model, not a curated record
AUGGACCCGGCUAGAAAGCGUCAGAAGGUUUCGUCCGCCUGUGAGAGAUGUCGACGACGGAAAUUAGGGUGCGAUCAACAACGCCCGUGCCAGUUAUGUGUCCGAGCCGGUGUAACAUGUAUCCCGCGUGGGGAGGCAGUGGCUCGAUCAUCUCCGACGGUACCAAUUGCCGCACCAGUCGUCCAGCAAGGUAGCCACGAUGAAGGACGACCCCCUAGCGUUCGCGCGAACGAUGGUGAUACUGUGGUUCUUCCAGAGCUGAACAUUGUCGAUCUGAGUACUCGGAUGUUUUCUCGCAUUGAUCAACAAUAUGACAUAGAGUAUGACACGUCCGCCUUGCCAGGGGGCAAAAAGCCAGCUAGCCCCUUCCUCUCCAGCCCAACACCAUGGAGAGAUACAAUCGGUAUACAGCUACCUGAAAAGGAUGUCCUCGAUGCGUUGAUUACCCAGUUUUUUGACUCCGUAGACUGGUUUAUGAUGGUAUGUUCGUUGUUAUGUGUCAACGUUGGCUCGUCAUCAGUGUAUUCGUCCUAUCUGACAUUUUUGGACCAGGUAUUUCACGAAGGAAGCUUCCGACAACGAUAUGAGCAUCUAAUAGCUUCAGUACAUGUUGCAGCAACAGACAACAACUUUCUUUGGCUUGUGCUGUUGGUCCUUGCACUCGGUGCCCACUAUUCAUCCCUUUCUGAGUCACUUGAAGAGGACCACCAGAGCUUACCGCUUCUCUCCGAGCGGCUUCUCGCUCAGAUCGAAUACAAGUUCUUGCGAAUCAUUGGAUGUCCGAAUGUGGAAGCCGUCCAGGUUUGCGUGCUCCUGGGUAGUUUUCAUUUAUUCAAUGGCCGCCCCACCGUUGGAUUGGGGAUCUUAGGCAGUGGUAUAAAGAUCGCACAGGUUCUUGGACUGCACCGCGAAUCGAUGUGGCAGAAUUUGUCAGAUAUCGCGCAAGAGUCGAGGCGGCGUUCAUGGUGGGCCUUGGAAGUCUUCGACAAAUAUGCAGCUAUAGCGUUUGGGCGGCCAUGUAGUAUAGAUGACUCUGAUUGCAAUAUUGGCCUGGUCACAGACGUUGGGGACAUAAGCCCUCGGCAAGGUCCUCUGCUAGAAUAUCAUCGAUGGAAAUUCAGGCUCUACCGAACUAUGGGCCCUUUCCUAGGGAGGCGACUCCAAACCAAUCGAGUGGAGACAGUGAAAUCCAUCCAUAGUCAACUAGUCACGUGGGAGGGACAAUUUCCUGAUAUCCUGCGACUAGAGACUUACACAAAUGAGGAUACAUCCAGGCCUCCAUCAUUGUUGCAGCUUGCAGCGCUUGCUCUUCAAUUGACCUACGACAAUCUUCGGAUCAUCCUGCACCGGAGUGUUGCCUUUGGAGAUGUUGGCCAUGAAGUCGAUUUGGCCAAAGAAGCACUCGGAAGUGAAAUCUCCAAUUUCUCUCGUCAACAACUCUUAGAAUCUGCGCUGCGGACCUCGGAGUUGUACCGAUAUCCUCAUCUCUUAGAGGCUUGUCGCAGGACACAUGCUGUAAUGCAUAUCGGCAUUUGCCUGUUCACAUCCGGUGUCGUUCUCUGCGCGCUUGCCCUCAUGGAACCAUUAUCUGUCAUCAGCCAGAAGGCAAAGGCAGGUAUUAUGCGAAUCAUUCGCCUCCAAAGGGAGAGGGUCUCAUCCCAGCAUGUCCUAUCGCUCCAGAGUGUCAAGAUUCUCGAGGACCUUGUCGCCGUCGUCAUGCAGGCUGAGCAACGAACUAUUCUCGGUGAUCCCAUUUCCGACUCAAGCUCAAGACUCAAAGCUAGCGGAAAUCGCUACCCUGCCAACAGUCUCUCUGGCUCUGACCAAACCCAGAUGAGUGCUAACAGUGAAAUCUCUCAUACAUUAGCGACUACUCAGACGUCUCUCACUCCUCUUCAAGAAGCCGAUUCAGGUCUUGCUGAUGCUAGCCAGUUGUGGCUAUGGUCGGAUAAUCUAGGCUAUCAGUCUUUUGCUGAGCUUAGUGAUAUAUUGCACUAA